AUGGAGGACGCUUCAAGAAAUGCUCAUACCGGAUUAAUAACCUUGUUGGUCAAUAACAUUACUUUGAGAGUGUUAUGCGUGGCCAAGCUCAUCUCCAUUAUGGAAUGUCACUCAAGGAACACCUCCAAAAUUUCACAACAUCUCAAUACUGUCUCCAAAGUAUCCUAUUUCAUUAUUCCAUCAACUGCCUAUGGCUACAAGGAAGUUUUGGGAGAUGACUUUGAUUGGAUCAUGAAACCAAAUUACAUUAUAUCGGAAAUUUGUGAUAAAAAAUGGGGAGCUAUUGAAUGUCUAAUGCCUCUCGUCUUCGACGAGAAACAACAUGUACAGAACGAGGAAGACGAGCAAAUUCUCAACAACAUUCGGCAAGACAAAGAAUUUAACAAUGAGCUACUCGAAAUGUGUAUGGACAGUUUGGAUAUCCUUUCGAAUGAGACAACUAUUCUCGCCAUUAAUAGUUUGAAAUAUCUCAUUCAUAACAUGUUGGUUCAAAAUGAGAAGAAUUUGAACUUUAUUGAGAUUGACAAAUUGAAGAGAUGCAUCAAUACUGCUUGGUCUAUGCUGAAAGGAUCCACAGGCUCUGAGGGAGGGACUCAUGGUCAUAGAUACACUAAUGAGCAUGUGAACAUGGCUGCAUUCUUUGAAAUUAUUUUUGAUUUUAACAUUUGCAAAAAUCCAGAUCUAUAUGAAGCCUUAGAAAUUUCAAAACUAUUCGACAAGAUAUUGACAGAAUAUGCUAAGAGUGUUUCAAAGCUUGGAUUCGUUCUCGGUUUGCAAUUUAUCAAGUCAUUUGCAUCCAAAAAGUGGAGAGAACUGCCCACCACAAGUGCAUCCAGAAAGCACAUGAUUUCUGAUUUCAUUUCAUUGAUCUUUUAUUGUCCAGACACAAAUGAAUAUGAUGAGCUUGAAGAAACGGAACGAGCUUUUAAAUCAUUGUGUUCUUAUUGCCAGGAACAAAAUAGUAAUAGCGCUAAUAUGAAGCAACGAACAUUGGUCUAUCCUCCUAUUAUCAAUACUCCCAAAAUCUUAAAAAGUGCCAUCUUUUACAUGAUAAAUGGAUUGGACACUGAAAAAGACCGAGAAUUUAUCAAAGCAUUGGUGGGUCAUCUGAUUGAAAUGAACAUUUCAAAUUCUUAUUUAAGGAAACAACCAGUCAUGCCAGGAUCACCUAAGCAUUGUAAAAAGAUUAGAAUUUGGCAAAUUCUUUGCAUGCUAGCUCCCAUAAUUGAUUUAGAAAUAUUACAGUCUAUGCAGUUAUUGCAUGAACAGAAUGGUUCGGGAAAAAUUUGGGACUGUCUCUUCUUGGAUAAUCCAUCGUCAGUACGCAAAUUGCAAGAAUUAUUUGCGUUGGUGAUUUUAUUGAAAUUCCCGUUAUGGGGAUUCCAUUCUCUUUAUUGCCGUUUGAAAGAGGAUAUGAAUGCAAGACACCAAUUUUUGAGCUCGGUAGUCUCACUUGUCGGAAAUGUAAUAAUUUAUUCUCCAGAAGAAUUUCUAUGGCAAGAAUCUAGCGUGGAUCCUAAGAAAAGUUGGCUGCAUGUGUUGUUGAAUGGACUCUUUGUUUAUGCCACUUCGAACUACCAUACAGUAAGAGUAGUGACACAUAUCAUGCUGAGAAAUGUACUCUAUCGAAUGGGUGGAAUGAACAACAAGAAAGGACAAGAUAUGAUGAAAAAUAACGACAUAUUAGAACGCGUUUAUUGUUUUUUACAUAACUCACAGAAUGUGAAAAAGUGGCUUGGAAAAUACGAAAGUACAAUUGUUGUGGAACCUGUGAAAACAGCUCAGCAAUUAUUUUUAAAUUAUUUCUAUGAAGGUACCAAUUUGGUGAAUGACAAUCCAACGGAAGAUCAUUUAAAAACCAUUAAGGAAGAUAUAGAUUUACUAAUUUAUUCUCUAUUUUACAUUUCUACCAUGGGUUUUACCAAAGAUUUAUUUGAUAGAAUGUUCACACCUCAAUUUGGAGUGAGCAACAUCAAUGCCAUUUUGAAAAGUCUUAUUGAGGAAGAAUUUAAUCAAUCACCAUUAACGACCACACCAAGGUCGAUCUUACCAGUUGGAUCUAUUGAUGAUUUUACAACUAUUGCUGCCUUGUGUCACAUUGCAGGAGACUUCGCUAAUGAGUGGAGAGAAGAAGUGGUUUCACCAAGUCGUACUGCGAAGACAGAAAAGCAUGCCUCCAUUAUUUACAAAGGUCUUGCCAGCGUUUUCGAUUCUUCAAUUAUUGAUAAAUUCCGUGUGAAGUUUGGAUUAACCGAAACAGAUCAAUCAAUGAUGGCAGACUCACAACCACUCGAACAAGAACAAGAGAAUGAGGAAUCUACUGACGAGCAACAACAGUUCACCAAGAACAAAAAUUCAGAAGACCUCAAUGAUUCCACAGAGUUGAAUUUCCAAAGAAAAAUUACACCUUGGUCAGAAAUGGACAUUCAGAACGAAUUGAAUCCUAGAGCCGUCAUUGAAAAAUCUAGAAAACGACAAUCCGUCAUUAUGAUUGCUUCACUUGUGGAUCGAAUUCCAAAUUUGGCAGGUCUUUCAAGAACAUGCGAGAUUUUCGCAGCUGAAAAGCUCAUUCUUCCAUAUUUGAAUGUUCUCGAAAUGAAUGAGUUUAAAACCAUUUCAGUGAGUGCAGAAAACUGGAUUCCGGUCGAAGCUUGCCCACCUACAGAUUUACCUCAAUAUCUCACUCAAAAGAAACAAGAGGGUUACGCUAUCGUUGGAUUGGAACAAACUUCCACGAGUGUCAUGUUGCCUAAUUUUGAAUUCCCUGAAAAGUGUUGCAUCUUGUUAGGAAAAGAAAGAGAAGGAAUUCCAGCAGAGUUGUUGUCUCUGUUGGAUGUCUGUGUAGAAAUUCCACAGUUUGGUGUUCUGAGAAGUUUGAACGUUCAUGUGAGCGCAUCCAUCAUGUUGUACAAGUACACAGAACAGUUUUUGAAAAAUUAA
This is a messenger RNA of Naegleria fowleri, 2940 nucleotides long. RefSeq lists its product as uncharacterized. Gene Ontology annotation, biological process: tRNA methylation. Gene Ontology annotation, molecular function: tRNA (guanine) methyltransferase activity; RNA binding. NCBI's taxonomy places the organism in Eukaryota, Heterolobosea, Eutetramitea, Acrasida, Naegleriidae. Bases 1 to 2940 code for a protein of 979 amino acids. The record is from RefSeq and is a predicted model, not a curated record. The transcript has a single exon.